GACAAAUUCACGUGAGAGGCUACCCAGGGUCGACCAGACAGAUUCCUUGAUUUGCCUCGCAUUAAGUGGCUGGGUACCCUCAGUAGUGCAAGUGGGGGGGGAACAUUUGGCGUUUCGGCUUGCGCUGUCCUAUCCGUAUGGCUUUGGGGGCGACCUUGUUGCGAUGGGCGUUUCGCGGUCGUGCGUUUUGCUUUUUUCCACCAUCGAGCCACCGGAUGCCGGUGACGUUAGGUUCGUUUUCAUCUGGCUUUUACAGGGGAGUUCGUGGGAAGUGCAUUUGGGGCCUCAUUAACAGCGAAAUACCAAAUCUAUUGUUCAAUAUGCAUCCCUGCGUUGUUUGUUUUGAAUCCAUUUGCCAAAAACGGAGCAGUCCACCCAUGUGCCAGGGACAUAGUGUGUUGUGACUCGAAUUUGUUGUGCCAAUUCUACUCGCAUCGGCGAUACUGUCGCGUGCUCGGCCAAUGACUUCUAAUUAG
This is a messenger RNA of Colletotrichum navitas, 476 nucleotides long. RefSeq lists its product as uncharacterized. The transcript has a single exon. The coding region runs from base 138 to 404 and encodes 88 amino acids. The record is from RefSeq and is a predicted model, not a curated record. NCBI's taxonomy places the organism in Eukaryota, Fungi, Ascomycota, Sordariomycetes, Glomerellales, Glomerellaceae.